Messenger RNA from Sceloporus undulatus (fence lizard), 6081 nucleotides. It is a transcript of the gene MLLT10, whose product is annotated as MLLT10 histone lysine methyltransferase DOT1L cofactor. The transcript has 13 exons. NCBI's taxonomy places the organism in Eukaryota, Metazoa, Chordata, Lepidosauria, Squamata, Phrynosomatidae. The record is from RefSeq and is a predicted model, not a curated record. Bases 3368 to 5539 code for a protein of 723 amino acids.
UGCUCUGAAUGGCAAAUCCACUUGAGUUGGAAGUCAAACAUCAAGAGGUAAAGCCGAUGGGAUUCUGUUUACAAAUGGAUUCAGAUAAAGAUCCUCACUCUGCCAUCCAUUCCUUUCCUGCCAUCUCUUCUCAAGAUCUCAAAGCAUUCUUGGAUGACCCCAUUGACAAUAUCGUCAAUCUAGAAAGAUUGGCAACCUUUUUUAGGGUUGUGGAUUCGGAAUCGGAGUGGCUCCUGGAACAUGUGGAGCCAAAGUUGGUGGUGAUUGAGGCAUCUCAGACUAGAUCCCUUCAUUCCACUCCCUGACAAAGAGAAUUUCAAAUUAUAUUUAAUGGUGAAGAAAUUCUACUCAUCAUCAUCGUAAGGUUUAUGUAUUGCAAAUUACAAAGCCUGCAUGGGAGCUUAUCAGUAGAACCUGUGGGUUUGAUAAGCUUUCAGAUGAGGAGAAAUGCCUAGCCAAUGCCCUGCAAGCCAAAGCUUAUUCAUUAGAAGGACAACAAGUUAAUUUGGCAUGCUAUGUUCGCGUCAUUUCUUUUACCAAGGCAGCUCUAUCCAUCUUGAGCUCAAGUUAAACAUGUACUUUAAUUACUCCUGUCUUUUUUGGAUUCAGGCCUGUCCUUGUCCAUGUUGAAGUGUUACCUGGCAGACAUCACUUCCUGUUUUCUGCUUGUUGUUUCCCUUUCUGCUUCCAGUAUCCAGUGGUGGAAAUAUUUCUGAAGAGGUACAUAAAUCAGCACCCUCAAGUGUUGGGUCCGACUUCUGCUUGGGGCCUAGAGCUUGCACUGUCCCAGUUACCCAAGAAGUCCUUUGAACCAAUGGCACCCUGUAAUCCUAGACUAUUUGUCACCAUCACCUCUACUAGGAGGGCAGGUUAAUUAUGUGCACUGUGUGUUGAUCAACCUUUCUGUGUUUUCAUCGAGAUAAGGUUGUCCUCUAUUUCGAUAUUUUCUUUCUUUCAAAGAUCGUGUCUUUGUUUCACCUGAAUCAGGACAUUGUUUUGCUAUCAUUCAUGAAAAACCCUACAUCAGGUUUUGAAUGAGUUUUGCAUUCAUUUGAUAUUUGUAAUGCUCUUGCCUUCUUUGUGGUCCAGAAUUUGAGAAAGAGUACAUGACGGUUUGUUUGGCACUUGGAUUUGAAGCUAGGCCAACCUGCUUAUUGAAGUGGGUGGUUUCAGUAAUUCUGCCUUGCCUAUGAACUGGCUAAAAAUAAUAAUCAGAGUAGUAGCUGCUUUUUCUGCCUUCCUGAGUGGUAUAUUACUGGGCAAUGUAUGCAGGGCUGUGGUCACAACCGUUGACCUUCAUAACACACUACUGUCUGGGUGCUCAUUCCAGAACUUAUGCAACCUUUGCCUUGCCUUCUGGCGCAUCACUGCGCGUACAGCUCAGGUCGCCCUCAGCCAUAUGGCAUCUACAACAUAUGUCAUGCCGUGGGCCCGCCUCUGGAUGCGUCCCUUCCAGUCAUGACUCCUCUCAGUCUUCAACUCUGCCUUUGAUGACCCACGGAGGUGGAUCACUGUCCCAAAGCCUGUCGCCCGCUCUCUCCGCUGGUGGCUCAACCCACACAAUGUCUUGGUGGGCGUUCCCUUUGUGCCACCACAACCACAGACCUCACUGACCACUGAUGCCUCAAACAUGGGCUGGGGAGCCCAUUUCGACAACCUCUCUGUCCACAGGAGAUGGUCUCCCAAAGAACUCCAAUUCCACAUCAACGCUCUCGAGAUGUUGGUGGUACAGAAAGCACUGAAGGCCUUCAAGCCCUCCCUGCGGAACCAGGCUGUCUUCCUCCUCACGGACAACAUGACUGUGAUGUAUUACAUCAACGAGCAAGGCGGUACCAGGUCGACUACUCUUCUCAGCCUCACCCUUCAAAUUUGGAACUGGUGCAGCCGAAAAUGGAUCACCUUGCAAGCCAUACACCUCCCUGGAGAGGAGAACGAGCUUGCAGACAACUGAAUCUUCAGGUUAUCCUCUGCCUAUUCUCUCUGUGGGGAAUGCCGGACGUUGACCUUUUUGCCUCUCAUCUCAACACUCAUUGUGACCACUUCUGUUCCAGGAUCCCUUCACCUCGGUUCUAAGGGGAUGCCUUCCUCUUCCAGUGGUCCGGCAAAAAGUUCUACUCCUUCCCCCCAUUUCCUCUGAUCAACAGAGUGGUAGCAGAGCUACGCACAGACAGAUCGGACACGAUCCUGAUCACCCCAUGGUGGCUGAGACAGCUGUGGCUCGCCCCCUCCUUCAUCUCUCCAAUGACUGAUUCCGGCCUCUGCCACUCCGUCCCGACCUCCUGAUCCUUCACGACAGUCGGGUUUGCCACCCCAACGUGGACACUCUCAGUCUCGUGGCGUGAAGGAUCCAGCCUUGACUCAGCUCUCAGUACCGGUCCGAGAAAUCAUCCUGGCUUCUCGAAAGCCUUCCACCCAGUGCUCUUAUGCCCUUAAGUGGGCUAAAUUUUUGACUUUGCUGUCCUCAACGGGGCUCACCUCUUUGCAAGUCAAUGUCUCAGUUAUUUUGGACUUCCUCCACCACCUCGCAGCAUUUGGACUUUCCAUUUCAUCCCUAAAAUGCUACCUUGCGGCCAUCUGUGCCCGCUACCAAUUCUCCACCUGCCCAUCCUUCACUGACCCACUCGUGAAGAAAUUCUUCAAGGGUCUUGCCAACCUGAGACUGCCGGCAGUGAUCCCUAUCCCUGCUUGGGACCUCCAGCUCAUCUUGGCAGCACUCACUACCUCACCCUUUGAACCUCUGGCUUCCUGUGACCUCAGGCUCCACACCUGGAAGACAGCCUUCUUGGUAACCAUCACCUCAGCAUGACAGGAGAGUGAAAUUUGUGCCCUCCAUACGGACACACCAUACCUGAAUUUUUUUUAACGACAAGUCUCGUCGUUUCCCCAGACUUUUCGGUCUGCUACUCCAACCCCAAAAUGUGGCUUCCAGUGACUCCUCAAUGUUUCUCCAAAUGGGUGACUUCUGCAAUCCUUCUCUUUUAUGAGAUUUUUGAGAAGACUCCGCCUGCUCAAAUUUGAGCACACUCCACCAGGGUGGUAGCCUCAUCUUUAGCCUUCCUCUCCACAAUUCCCUUGGAGGCCAUUUGCAAGGCUGCAGUAUGUUCACAACCUCUGACCUUUAUCAAGCACUACAGACUUGAUACCAGACACCGACGUGAAGCAGCCUUUGGCAGAGCUGUUCUCCCUUCUGCAAUGCACUAAGACUUACACAAGCACUACCAACAACUCUGUGACUGGCUCACUGAAGAGACUUGAAGAUACCACAGCUCGUUUUACAAAUGCAAAUUUUCAGGAAGUCUCUGCACAUGCUUCAAGUAGCAAAGAUGUUUCAGAGGCCAGAGGUUCAGAGAGCAAAGGCAAGAAGUUGAUGGGUCAUAAUUCAGGUCAGAGGGGAAGAAAGCCUGGUGCUGGAAGGACUUCUGGAGCUACAGUGUCAGCAGCUUGUAAUUUUCCACAAGGCAGUUUUUUGGGAACUCCCAGCAGUACAAAGUCUUCUUCUGGAAGUUCAGUUCAGUCUCCCCAGGACUUUUUGAGUUUUACAGACUCAGAUCUUCAUAAUGACAGCUAUACUCAUUCCCAGCAGACAUUGUCAACCAAAGAUGUACAUAAAGGAGAGACUGGAGUUCAAGAAGAGGGUGUGACUUGUUUUACUUCCUUAAUUGGUCUCCCUUCAACCUCCACUGUUGCUUCCCAGCCUAAUAUUUUUGACAGCUCACCUGGAGAGUUGGGUAAUUCAAGCCUUACAUCAACAGGAUACAAACGUGUUCAAUCCUCUGGGACAGAAGAAGAGACUGUAAAGGAAAAGAAGCGGAAAGGAAAUAAGCAAUGUAAACAUGGGCCUGGUAGGCCCAAAGGAAAUAAAAGUCAAGAGAAUAUUUCCCACCUAUCUGUUUGUUCUGCUUCCCCAACAUCAUCUGUGGCAUCUGCUGCAGGAAGUGUAACAAGCUCUAAUUUGCAGAAAUCUCCAACACUACUUAGGAAUGGAAGUCUGCAGAGUCUCAGUGUUGGUUCCUCUCCUGUUGGUUCAGGCAUUUAUAACAGUAAUGAUGUAGCAGUAUCAUUUCCAAACAUAGUUUCUGGCUCAGGAUCUAGCACUCCUGUGUCCAGUUCACAUUUACCUCAGCAGUCUUCUGACCAUGUGCAGCAAGUGGGAACUUUGUCUCCGUCUUCUACACCUUCAGUUACGACACCUGUAGCUACAACUCAGGCAAACAUCCUACCAGGAUCUUCCCUCAACCUGCCUCAGUCUCAUUUGUAUGGCAACAGACUGAAUCCCACCUCAAUGGCAGCACAUACAGUUCAGCCUGAAAACAAUCAAACAGAUCAAGAUCUUGGAGACAAUAGCCGGAGCCUUGUUGGCAGGGGAGGUUCACCCAGAGGAAGUCUUUCACCACGGUCUCCGGUAAGUAGCUUACAGGUUCAUUGUGAUCAGUCAGAGAACAGUAGUGUGGAACAGCUGCCCCCAGUACCAGCUACUAUAGAGCAACUUCUGGAAAGGCAGUGGAAUGAAGGGCAACAGUUCUUGCUAGAACAAGGCACCCCUAGUGACAUUUUAGGCAUGUUGAAGUCAUUACAUCAGCUUCAAGUUGAAAAUCGUCGCUUAGAAGAACAGAUUAAAAGCCUGACUGCUAAAAAGGAGCGCCUCCAGCUACUAAACGCCCAGCUUUCUGUUCCUUUCCCAACUAUUUUAUCCAAUCCAAGUCCUUCUCAUCAAAUGCACACAUUUUCAGCUCAGGCUGCUGCUAGCACUGAUUCCUUGAACAACAGUAGAAGUCCUCAUCUGGGAAGCAGCUUUCUACCUGACAACUCUCUUCCUGUAUUAAAUCAGGAGAUAAACUCCAGUGGACAAAGCACCAGUAGUUCCUCUGCUCUUUCCACUCCACCACCUGCUGGGCAAAGUCCAGCUCAGCAAGGCACAGGAAUUGCAGGAGUUCAACAGGUCAAUGGAGUGACAGUGGGGGCACUUGCCAGUGGAAUGCAGACUGUAACAUCCACCAUUCCUGCAGUGGGUGGAAUAAUUGGAGCUCUGCCAACUAACCAGCUGGCAAUCAAUGGAAUUGUUGGGGCUUUAAAUGGUGUAAUUCAGACUCCUGCCACAAUAUCACAGAACCCUUCUCCUCUCGCUCACACAACUGUGCCACCAAAUGCAGGGCAUUCUCUGCCAACUACAUUGAGUAAUAGUGCCUCAGGACUUGGGUUUCUUCCUGACCAACAGAGACAACUUUUGCUCCAUCAGCACCAGCAGUUUCAGCAGUUACUAAAUACUCAACAGUUCACAUCGGAACAGCAUCAGGCUCUUCUGUAUCAACUAGUGCAGCAGCAACAGCAGCAGCAACAUCAUCACCAGUCUGAAGUACAACAGUUGCAGAUUUCAGGAGCCACACAAAUUCCCAUCAAUAACUUACUGGCAGGCUCUCAGGCAUCUCCACUUCAUACAGCUACAAAUAACCCAUUCCUUACUCUUCAUGGGGAUAAUGCAACUCAAAAAGUCACUAGACUGACUGAUAAAAGUGGACCAAUUGCACCAGAGAAGAAUUGACAUGGUGGAUGUAGCAAGGAGUAUCCUGGCAUGAUAGCACUUCAUCAGGCUGCAAAGUGCAGCCUCUCUUCUAGAAGUGUGGCUAGAUGCAACGAGGAGCGAACUGCACACUGGAAAAGUGAAUCUACCUUAAGACAUUUUAUAUAAGGCUUUGACCUUGUUGCUUUUUGUUGCACUGAAACUGAACUGUUUUUUUCAGAUUUCAUGGAAUUCUUAGUUUGCAUAUUAAGACUUGUCAUUUAGGACCGUUUAUUUGAAUUCUGCUGCUGAACUGGUAGCCUUUUAACAUUUUGCAUUGUUAAUGAAUUGCCUGUUGUAGUUCCAUUGUUUUUAGAAAGCAAACCAAAUUUGCAGUAUCUGCCAAUGACAGGUGGACAGUCCUGUUACCUGUUAAACAGCUGUUUUUAGAAAUACCAUUUUUUUUCCAGAAGAGGAGCAGGUUUUAAAAUUUUACUUAUUUUCUUAACUUUAGUGAAUGUUUUGCUAGAGCAGGAGUUCGCAAGGAGUGACAAAAUGGUGGUUAAUCUUGAUAUAUUUUUUUU